UUCAGAUGCCACUGCUGUUGCUGUUGUGAUGAAUGGGAAUGACAGCACGCAGAAAGGAAGAUGAACCUUGAUUCUCUGGAGGGCUCGAUCCAGAACCUGCUGUCGGUGCUGUACCCGCCCUUUGAGGCCACCGCCCCCACUCUUCUCAGCCAGCUCUUCCAAAUCAUUGAUAGUCGUUAUCAGGGAGAUGCCCUCCGGUGCCUGCUGGACUUUCUGGUCCCAGCCAAGCACAUCUUAGACACUGUGCAGCAGGCUGCAUGUGCUCAGUACUCUGAUGUACUCUUCCUGUGUGAGGGUUGGCCUCUGUGUUUGCGUGACCAAAUUGUCGUCCACCUUGCUCCGAUCAACCCCCUGCUGCUUCAGCCUGGUGACUUUUACCUCCAGGUGACACCAUUUUGUGACCAGUCCGCUCGCAUUGUGGUCUGCAGCCUCCUGGAAGAGGAGGGGCUUGGAGUGGAAGUAGUCGAGGAGACCCCAGUCCCUGAAACUUCCUAUCCUUGCAUAUUCAGCUGUGAGUGGUUAAAGGAGAUCAACCAGGAUCGCCAUGGAACGCCUCUCAGCCAGUGCCUGCUUACCACCGAGCAGGGUGUGGUGAGGUUACCAUGGGAACGGGUGGCUGUGCCUGACUUUGUGGACGUGCCACAGUCCUCUGGGAGUAGUAUGGCCUCUGUUCCUUCUUCAUAUCCUCCUUUAUCACCUCCGCUUCCUCUUCCUCCACCUCUUACUCAUUUCUCUGAGAAUUCCUCAUCAAAUCGUUCAUUUCCUCUGUCUCCUGCAAAGGAAUCCGCACCAAAACACUGUAAUGUAACCAUUCAGAAUUCAAUUUUAGCAUCUUCUUCACAUCCCUCUGCCUUCUCUGUGGAGACCAGAAUAUGUCCAGCGAAGCACGGCAUCGCUGUGUCACUCUGCCUGGUGGAUACUAGUGCUGCUUCUUCAUCUAGGCUGGUCAAAGUGAAAGAAACUGAAACAGAACCUAAGCCUAUUGGCUGGGUGUCCCCAAAUACAUGGGACAGCCGCUUUACUGUGACAGAUUCAGACACAGCUGCAAAAACAAGUACAAAUUCGUGUAAAGGUGCAGACAAGAUUCUGAUUGUUUCUGAAAACACAGGCCAAGAUAAAAAUAAAGUCACAAACCCACAAGAUUCAAGCAGAGGCGGGCCAACAGACCAGGUGGCUGCAGAAGGGGAAUAUAUUGAUAUUUUACAGGCAACAAUGCUUUUUGCUAAAGCUCAGUCAGUAAGGGAAGAACAACAGAAAUCAGAAAUGCAAAUGCAACUGCACACACAAAUGGAAGCACAAAUGCAAAGAUAUCCACCGAGACCAGCACAAAUGCAACCACAUGCACAAACAGAGUCAUACAGGCAAACGCAAAGACAGCCAAACACACAAAUAUCACCUCAAGCACAAUCACAAGCACAUGUGCAGUUAACUACAAAACCACAAACACAUAGUCAUUCUAGAUCAGAGGCUCCUGUAUCAUUAAGGCCCAAUGUGUCUGCAGAAACAGGUCCUCCAUCUGCUCUCCACCAUUCCCAGUCACACCACACUCACCCUGACUCCCUGGAACCCUCUCAGUGUGUCCGCACUGUCCGGUUCUCAGAGAAACCGUGUACCCCGUGCAUGAGAAGGAGACAAGGUGGAAAGGUUUCCAGAGCUCAGGAGCUGAGGUGUCGAUACAGGGACUCCUACCAGGCUGCUUUACAAAACCCUGUCACCUUGGGACAGGAGAAGGAGAGGGGGAAUAUGUUAGCUGUGGUGGAGGAGGAUGGUGAUUUCUCACAGUGUGAUGACAGACAGAGGCCACCAGGGACUGAAACAGGGGACCCAUGGUGUAAUGUCCAAGGAAUGUGGUGUGAUCCUAGGAUCCAAAACCAGUCUCCUUUCUCUGUCAGUGGAGCAACCUGUAAGGAGUCAGGGGAAAAAAACACUGUUCCAUAUUGGAAACCAGGAGAUUCAAACACUGCCCCCUGUAUGGAGUACAGGGGUACGAAUCCUUUAGAAUAUGCUGAACUACCAAAACAGGCAACUGAAAACACCACUGUGCCGUUCGGGGAAACAGGGGGUGCACUCUCUUCCAGACCUUAUGGAAAUUUACACAAUGUGAGUGAGAAAAAUUCAGCAGCAGAAACGAGGAUAGACACUCAUAGAGAUUUGUCAAACUCAAAUGAUCCUAAACUGUCAGAUGUGAUCUCUGCCAAACGCCAUGGAUUGCCAUUUAGUUCUAGUGAAAUUUCAGGGAUGAGCAUGACCCUCAAGCGUUGUGAAAGAUUACCAAACAGAACCGGUUCCACAGAGAUGAGUCCAAACUUUUCUAAGUCUCCUACAGGACCACAAAAGAGACGAGAGCCCAUGUCAGAUGGAAGGUGUUCGUCCCUCUCCACAACGGUGGUGGACACCUCAGAGAAGUGUGAACUGGUCAUUGUUGAGGGUCAAAAUGUCAGGAGAAGAGAAAAUACUGAGUCCUGUGCAGAGAUUCCCCAGCUACAUGUGGUCAAAUGUAAAAACAGCACGGCCUUUGGACUGGUUUCACCCAAGAUCAACAGGAGGAAGAUGGUUAUUCCAGGUGGUGCUCAGCCUACUAGUACGUCCACAACCAGUAGAAAUUGUCAUCAGAUGGAAAACCUGUCGCAGACAGAUCCACCUUCAUCAGCAGAGCCACGGAAGAUCCCCCAGCCUGCCUCUGCUCGUCCCAGACCAGACCAUCUCCCCUUGGGAUCCCCAGACCCCAGAGCCCACCCCCUCUAUCUGGGAGUAGCAUCUCUCACCGGUGGCAGAGACAGGACAGGCAGGGCAAUAGUUGAGCUCUAUGGAGAUCACCAAGCAUGGAAAUCAGCUGUAACAAGCCAGGAGCUCUUCCAGAUGCUGCUCUACUUCCACUCCAUCACCAGGAGAGAAAUCAGAGAGGCUGGGAUGACUCUCAUUUUUGAUGCAAGGAAGACAAAUCCUCAGCCGCAGCUUUAUAAGGCCUUGAUGACUCUUCAGGAGCAGAGUCCUCAGCACGUAAACAUUCUGGUGCUGCUGGUGGACAAGGACAGCAGCCACCGGCCAGAGAGAUGUCCCGGGAUCCAGACUGACAUAGUGACAUCGAUGAAAGCCUUUCUGAAGUUGGUGGAGGUGAGUCAGCUGAGCUCCCGCCUGGAUGGCACACUGUCUCACAGCCACUGUGAUUGGAUGGAGCUGCACCAGAAACUCUUUCCAUUUGUAUCUGAUCUUCAUGAGGCGUCCAGCCUGCUGCUGAGAGCUAUCAGCAAGUUAGAGGAUCCCCAUAGGACGGACACUGUACAGACUGUGCAGCAAUGCAUGAUGGACCAGAGGACUCUGAUGAGGGAUGUAUUAGAGGACAGCAGACUGGUCAGCCUGCAGAGGGAGGGUGGGGCCAUCCUGGCAAGGCUGAGGAAGGAGAGCGACCUCAAAUACCCCCACUGCGAGACCCUCAGUGAUGCAGUGGACUCAGUGACCAGCCUGUACAACCACAUGGAGGAGCAGGCUCACAUCCUCGUGCAGAGGUCCAACAUCUCACUGGAACACCUGGAGUACCUGCUGCAAGUCAGAGAGAUGGAGGGACACUUCACCCAGAUGCAGCAGUGGUUAAAUGUAGAAGGAGAGCGCCACCUGCUGGAAGCUGAAUCAGUCGAGGACUCUGGAGACAGAAUGGAGCAGAUUCUCAACAGCUUCACUGGUUUCCUUAUUGAAGCUAAUGACCGAAGGCACCAUGCCAUGUCGUUAGUGUUAGAGGCAGAGCGGCUGCAGCGGAACGGGCUCUCUUACCCGGAGACAGAGACAUUCAGGACUCUUGUCUGCACCUUCAAGUCAGGCCUGGAGGACUUCCUGUGCAGGGCAGAGGCCUGUGGCAGAGAGCUGCAGAUCAUGGUCAACGUGUGUGACUUUUGUGAGCAGGCUGUGGCUCUGGCCAGUGAAUGCACUGAUUACCUGGACCAGAGUAAAACAAGUACUCAGCCCAUACAGCACCAAAACCAAGACCCUGGACCGAGCACCACCUCACUUUGCCAGUCUGAAUUCACUGCAGCACAUGGCUCUGGCUCAACCAGUACCAGUGCUUCACUGUCAGGCAAUGACAUCUCCAUCCUUCAGACGUUCCAAGACAGGUUCCUCCAGUUCAGCCCAGAGAGAUUUCAGGAGGUGAAGACCCAGGCCAGCACCCUGCGGGGCUCCAGGGGGAUGCGGGUGUGGAAUGCAGCCUGGCUGAGAUGUCAGGAGGCUCGGCAGCAGCUUCAGGAGAGGAUCCAGGAUGUGGAUGAAGUUUACCAUCAAAAACCAGAUUCCGGUAGCUGGUGUGAAUGUCAUUACGUUGACGUGGUGAGCACCAAUAUUCAGACAGCGUCGCCCGGUGGCCAGAGUCUGGUGGUGCAAUCGACCCCUGGGCCUCGGCACCCGCAGUGGGAGGGCAUCAUGUCAGGAGAGGUGGAUUUAGGGAAGAGGAAACCGAUUCUGGGCAGCAACAGCGCUAAUUCAACAAAUGUAGCCUGCUGUAACAUCAUCAUCAAACCUGAGGAUCACAGUGAUGCUGGAAGCAGCCAGGGGUCAAAGGUCACUCCACAGUCACCGCACAGAUCAGCAAGGAGGACAGAAAAAGAGACGAGGAGGAGGCAGGCGAGCAGAGCGAGGAGUGAGCGAGAUGCCGCUGCUCUGUCUCAGUCCCACACCGUCGGCUGCCAGUGGUUUCCAUGGGGACGAGGUCUCAGAGCGAGGUCGGUGAGUCAAGACUCGUGCACCGCAGGAGCAGCGACAGCAGGUUCAUCCACUCCUCCAGAGCAGCGGGUUCGACCCCCGUCAUCCUGCUCCCAUCAUGGUCAGCCAUCUUGCCGGAUUCUCAAGGAGGCUCAAAAGUUCCAGAUAUCCCGCCACGGGAGCUUCUGCUCAGAGGACUCCUGUUUGAGCGAGCGGGGCGCUGCAGGGGGUAAUGGGGCUUUAUGCUGCAAACACUCCAGCCUGCCCGUUGGGAGAUACGAGGGGACGUUUUGUUUGGCAAAUCCACAGGAAAGUGCCAGCAAUGCCCUGAGGCUGCAGCGAGUCCUGGAGGAGCUGGUGUUCACAGAGAGGGAGUAUGUCCGCUCUCUGGGCUACAUCCUGACCCAUUACCUCCCCCUGCUGGACAGACCAGACAUCCCCCAGGACCUCAGGGGCAAGCGAGGCGUCAUCUUCGGCAACCUGGAGAAGCUUUAUGACUUCCACAGCCACUACUUCCUGCCAGAGCUGGAGGCCUGCCAGAGGGAGCCAGCUAUGGUGGCCCGUUGCUUCCUCAGACAUAGUGAGAGUUUUGGCCUGUACUCUCUGUACAGUAAGAACAAACCUCAGUCAGACGCCCUCAUCCUGCACCGUCGCCAUGACAUCUUCAAGAGGAAGCAGCAGGAGCUGGGGGACAUGAUGGACCUUUCAUCCUACCUGUUAAGGCCCAUCCAGAGGAUCAGCAAGUACAGCCUCCUCUUGCAGGACAUGUUGGCUCUGGCGGGCUCAUACAGGCCAAAGGACAUGAUCCAGGAUACAGCGCUCACAUCUGAUGUGUGCACACAAAGCGUGUGUGGCCCCGGUGUGUAUGUGCCUGAUCUGACGAGCAGUGAGAGGGAGCGGGAGAGGGCUGAGAUCCAGGCUGCUGCAGACCUGAUUCGAUUUCAGAUGCGUCAUGGCAACGAUUUGCUCACCAUGGAUGCCAUCCAGGACUGUGAUGUGAACUUAAAAGAGCAGGGCCAGCUGAUUCGCCAGGAUGAGUUUACAGUUUUCUUUAGAAAGAAGAAGUGUGUCCGCCGCAUCUUUCUCUUUGAAGAUCUUAUCCUCUUCAGCAAGACCAAGAGGACAGAUGUUGGCAAUGAUGUUUAUGUCUACAAGCAGUCAUUUAAGACGAGCGACAUUGGGAUGACCCAUAACUCUGGUGUGAGCGGCCUGUGUUUUGAGAUCUGGUUCCGCAGGAGGAAGAGCGAGGACACCUACACCCUGAAGGCCUCCAGCAUGGAGGUGAAGAAAGCCUGGACCACCGACCUGGAGAGGAUCCUGUGGGAUCAGGCCGCUCACAGCAGAGAGUUACGUAUGCAGGAGAGGGUCUUCAUGGGAAUGGGCCGCAAGCCUUUCAUGGAUAUUCAACCCAGUGAUGCUGCAAUUUGUGACCGAGCCGUCAGCUGUGUCCUGCCUGGGAGAAUCCCUGUGGCGUGUUGUUCACACAGGGGCUUAGACUACCCACGACCACACUCUAUUGGCUCUGGCAGCACUGCAUCCACCACCCUCAGCCAGUCAUCUUCCUCCUCUGGCCGGGGCUCGCUGCCUCCUGCUGGUUAUCCUGGGAACCAGUCACAGGCAGUGGAAACCAGUCCCACCGUCUGCUCCUCCCCUGAGGCUGUGACUGACAAUGAAUUCAACAAUCAUCAUCUUCAUCAGCAUCAUCUUCAUCGUAACUGUGAACAGUGGAAAACUCAUUAUCCUCUGACGGACAGCACCGAAUCAUCUGGGGAAUGCAUUAACGUCUUCAGCAGCUCAGACCACAGCUGCCUGUCUGCCAUUGGUGGAGAGGUAGUGGACAACUCCUCUUCAUUUGUAUCUGACAGCUCAAAGGCACGGUCACCACCCUGUCGGAUCCCCAGCCUGAGGAGAAACAGCUCACCGAUGAUUGUCAGAAAGAAGCCAGGUAUCGCCCCCAGACCUCCACAUCUGGCUAAUGCUCAGAGCGAUGAAAUUUUAAUCCCAAAAUCAACAGAAGUAUAACUCUGGAUUCCCAGCAGAAAAUUAUCAGUCAGCUGAAGCUGUUCAGCCACUGCUGAAGAUCUUCUGGUCGCCCUGCAGGCAGACGGUUCAUCUGAGUGAAAAAAAAAAAUGUAUGGCAACAAAGUCAUGUGGCACUCAGCUUUGUCUGGUCACAAGGCCUGGUUUGCAUGUCAUUGCAACACAACACAGAAUAUGUGUCUUUGUCCGCAAUGCCCCAGCAGAAUCAUCUUCAUCCACAACCAUGUUUUUAUUUUUAUAUAGAACCAAUAUUACAAUGCAUUAAGCAUGUCAUGAAGAACAUAGAUUGGGAAUUGGGAUUCAUUUAUCUCCCACAAGCAAUUUCAGGAAAAACAAUUCACCUUCAUGAAAAGAUGAAGAAGAACCAGUUUUUCUUUCCCAGACUGUGUUCAGUGAACUAAUCGUGUGUUUUUAUAUGGUUAACUUUCUCUCCUGUCACAUUUGCCCACAUUACAAGUCACAUGGUGACUGACUAUAUGACUGAAACAUGCUCUUUGCAUAUGCAUUUAGUAAUGAGUCUCACUUGUACAAUUAUUGAUAUGCAGGGUUCAAAGAAGAGAUGGUUGUAUUUAUUAUUGUUGUGGAAAUCAGUAACUUGUGUGGAACAGACACAGAGGACCAGCAUCUGUAUUUGAGAGCAAACCACACAUGUGGGAGACCACCUGAGUCCUCAGACAAAUACAAAGCCUCUCUUUGUGUUACAUGCUCCUUUUUCAUUUGUUAGCUGGCAGCUGCUAGCUGCUUAAGAAGCAGUUGUAUCAGUAUUCUCUUGACAGCUGAACUACACUGUUUUGGUUACAAGAUUACAAGGGAAACCUAAUGGUGUCCAAGAUGCAGUUCAUGGCCAGAGCUAUCCACUGGCCAUGAGCCCAGGACUAGCUGCAGACCCAGACUUAAAGUUGAUGACUAUAAAUGGUGAAACAUGUGGAUACGUGUACAGAUAUGGAAAGGUAAAAACUAUUUGAUGGUGUAGUGAUUAAUAUAUGGUUGCCAGUUGAUAUAUAAAUAUAUGUCUAAUUUUGGGCCAUUUUUACACCGAUGCUGUCUUUCCAAACAUUUGGUCUUAUCUGUCUCACUCUGAGAUUCUUGCAGUAGUUCUAUAUUUAAUCAUUUACCAGGAGGGACAGACCACUCGCUAAUACGUUUUCAUAUCUGGAUUUCAGGUACUCUGUAACUGCUUCAUUUAAUGCAGAGAAAAGAUUUUCAGUGACUGAUUUAUAAUCUAGAUCAAAUAAGCAACACAAUCACUGCAUGCUAACAGACAAAAUAUGACUAUAUGCUUUAAGACAAAAACCACUUAUUGUUAUUUAGGGUCCACUAAUGGUUCCAGACUCAUCAGUGUUCCAGCUUCACCCACAUGAAAAUGACCAUUGCAAAAAAAAAGUGUUUUUUCCUGAUUAUUUAAAUGCUUUUUAAUGUAUAUUUAUGUUUUCUUAUGAAGUUUUUGAUGAAAAGUGUCAUUAUUGUUAUUGUCCAUGCAAAAUGUACAGUAUCCAAAUGGUGACAGGAGGCCAUCAUGUCAACUUCUAUUUAUUGUCUUUAAAACCACUGACUUUUUAUGACAUGUCAGAUACAUGUUUUUUCCCGUUUUCCAUAACUUUCUUUAUUACUUUCUUUAUUAUUUAGCAUUUUCUUUAAUGAAUGUGUAAUUUAUUU
Molecule: messenger RNA, 8385 nt
Organism: Toxotes jaculatrix (banded archerfish)
Lineage: Eukaryota; Metazoa; Chordata; Actinopteri; Toxotidae
Exons: 25
Coding region: 61-6711 (2216 amino acids)
Molecular function (GO): guanyl-nucleotide exchange factor activity
Source: RefSeq, a predicted model, not a curated record